AUGGCGAGCGGAGGAUGCCUAGCUUGGGAGGGUCAGUCUAGGGCGUCGCUCAGUGUGGAGAGGGGUGCUCGGCGUGGGGUGAGGGAGGCCGCGCGCCGUGGGAGGCGGGACCUCCAGGCCGAUGCGGGGAUGAGGGUGGGGAUUAAAUCCGGGCUGGACAGGGAUGGAAAGAGUGCUCCCGUGAGCCUUCACGGACGGGGGACGGGACGGGACGAGAGAAAUUUGCCUCUACGGGGACGGGGAUGGGGCAGUAACCCCGACGGUGAAUUUUCCGUUGACAUUUCGAGUGAUGCAUUCACGGGACUGACAGCGCGCAGUGGCUGCUCAUUCAACUACUUCAUGCCUCCAACUAGACGCCUUGUCACCACCAACCAUCAGACUUAUGAAUCCACUACACUCAGAUCUGAAACAAGCAAGGGUAGAAGCAUGAGUGUGGUGACCGGGGCGCUGGGAAGCCUCGCCCCCAAGCUUGCGAAGCUGCUCCAUGACGAGUAUAAGCUCCAGAAGGGCGUGAAGGAGCAAGUGAAGUCGCUCUCCCGCGAGUUGGACAGCAUCUACGCUUUCCUCCACAAGGUCUCGGAUGUGCCAUGGGACCAGCUCGACGAGCAGGUCAAGUUGUGGGCGCGCGAGGUCAGGGAGGCAUCCUACGACAUGGAGGAUGUCCUCGACACCUUCCUCGUUCGCGUCGACGGCGUAAAGAACUCCGACUCCAGCAGCCUCAUGACGAAGCUGGGUGAGCUGUUCAGCAAGGCCAAGGCUCGCCGUGAUAUUGCAGCAAAGAUCAUGGACAUAACAAAGCAUCUCGAGGAGGAUCAUGAUGCCUCCAAUAAGAAGAUGAAGAUGGUUUCAGUUGUGGGAGUUGGAGGAUUGGGUAAAACCACUCUUGCCAAAGCGGUGUAUGACAAGCUUAAACCACAAUACGACUGCGGGGCUUUCAUUUCAAUUGGUCGGGAUCAUGACUUGGUAAAAGUUUUCAAGGAUAUUCUCUUUCAUCUUGAUAGUGAAAACCAUAAGGACAUUCACAACACUGAGAGAGGCGUCGAGCUCCUCAUUCACCAACUCCGAGAAUUCCUGAAGGAAAAGAGGUAUUUUAUUGUUAUUGAUGAUGUAUGGGAGGUACGCACCUGGGAAGCAAUCGAACUCGCACUUGUUGAGAAUAAUCGUGGAAGUAAAGUAAUCACAACUACUCGAAAUGUUGAUGUUGCCAAAGCAUCUGGUGAGGUUUACAAGCUGAAACAACUUUCCUAUGAUGACUCCAUGAAAUUAUUUUAUACAAGGUUAUCCAGAGCAGACCGAAAGUUCGUUGAUAACCAUCCAGAUGACAUUUCUGAGAAAAUUCUAAAGAAAUGUGCUGGUAUACCGUUAGCAAUCAUCACAAUGGCUAGUUUGUUGGCUGGUAAACCAGAAUGCGAAUGGACAUGCUUACUAUAUCUAAGUACAUAUCCAGAAGAUUAUGAGAUCGAAAAGGAUUCUUUGAUAUGGAAGUGGAUAGCUGAAGGAUUUAUUGAUGGGAAACAGGGAACAAGAUUAUUUGAGCUUGGAGAAAGAUACUUCAAUGAUCUCAUUAAUAGAAGCUUGAUCCAGCCAGUGGAGAAUGAGUGGAAUGGCAGAGUAGAAAGCUGUCGUGUUCAUGAUAUGGUUCUUGAUCUAAUGCGUAAGCUUUCAUCCGAUGAAAACUUUAUUGCUAUAUUAGGUGAUAAUGUUGAAGCAACACCACCACCAAGCAGUGUCCGUCGGUUAGCCAACCAAAACAGAAUAGCUGAGCACAUUAAUUCUGAAUCAAUGGUUACUGGGAUGCCAAAAGGAACAUUACAGCAAACACUCGAUGUGCAGGGAACAUUGCCAGCAAGCAUUGUGCACCUAACAGAGCUGGUCCGGCUAUGUGCUGACAAAAAGGAGCUUGCCAGCCUGCGAGAACUGAGGCUGCUUAAAUUUAGCACUUAUGAUGGGGCGGACGAGAGCAUGCAGAGAGAUUUUGUGGAGUCUCUAAGCAAUAUGCAAAAGAUUGAGUAUAUAAUUGUGUACGAUUCACCUUGGCUUGCGGAUACAGCCAUGUGGGAAGCAGCAGGCUUUGUGCUCCCACGACCUCUCCAUUAUUUGGGAUGGCAUGCAAUUAGAUUGUCCAAAUUGCCGUCAUGCAUUAAUCCCAAAAGUCUUCCCAACCUGGCCCACUUGGAGCUGUUUGUGACUACUAUGGAUGAGCAGGAUCUGAAACUCCUUGCUAGGUUGCCGGCGCUCUGUUAUCUCGACCUGAUAACAAAGUCCACCGUAACAGCAAGCAAUAUUAACUCCAGUGAUAGCUGCUUCUUCCAGAAGUUGACGCACUUUGCGACCAAUGCAAUGGUCCUGUUUGAGCAGCCCGACGAGGAGGACACUAGCGUUUCAUUGCAUAUGUGGAAUGGAGAGGAUGCUAUGCCCUUUGCCUCUAGAAAAAACAAUGACUCCAGAAAAGUUAUACCCUCUGACGUGAUGCCAAAUCUUGAAGUGCUACAUUUUAAUUUCUAUUUGCAUUGGCACGGUGGCUACCGUAGGAAUAUUGGCUUGGAGUACCUGCCUUCCCUUCGGGCACUCAGAGGGCAGAUCCUGAUGGUGUCACUGUUGCUGCUCGUGCGUGUCAGCCAUUUGAGUGCUUCUGAGUUUUUGGGAGUUCACGGAUUUUGA
Messenger RNA from Miscanthus lutarioriparius, 2661 nucleotides. NCBI's taxonomy places the organism in Eukaryota, Viridiplantae, Streptophyta, Magnoliopsida, Poales, Poaceae. The record is from the annotation of a GenBank genome assembly.